CUUAGGAGAAGGACUGUAUUGGCUUUGUUGACUUUAGAGUUAGCGCUGGUUAGGGUUCGUAACGAAGGCGGUGGUUUAGUCUACGGCUAUCUGGCUGUGGCUUCUUCAAUUUUGGUUGCGAACCCUGAACCACCUGAUCACGGAGUAGGCGAUGGCGAUCAAGAAGUUAGCUAGAGUUUUGAUGAAAUCUCGGGAAGAUGGCUUGUCUCUACCCACUCGGGAUGAUCCUUCCAUUGACGAUUCCCGUCCCAUCGACAGCCAAGCGCAAGAGGAGAUGGUUCGUUCGUUCGAAAGGGCACAUGAUCAACAGAGUCUUUUAUGGAGGACAGUGUUUGCGGCAUUUCUUUUUUGCUUCGCGAUUUUCCUUCUUUACUCGAUCAUUCAUCAGGUUUCAUCUCCAUGGGAACUGCGUUAUCAUGCUUACUUCAUGGAGGAUGUUAGCUCAUGGAUGAUUAUAGCUGCAGAUUGGGUUGCUAUUUUAGCAUGUUCAUUUUCGAUCAUUGGGAUUGUUAGCAAGUCAAAUUACCACAGGCGAUGGCUUUGGUGCUCGUUCUUCAUUGGCUUCCUACUCUCAGUUUUCUGGUUAUACUUUAUGAUUAGUUUGCCUAGGUUUCGAUGGGAUGUUAUCUGGCGUCCUUUUGGUACUCUCAGCGGGGCUGGAAUCUGUUUGUAUGUGGAUCAUUUGCUGGCCGAAUCGUCCGAGGAAAUACGAAAACUUAGAGGCUAUAUGUAUUCUUAUAAAGCUAACUGAAAACUUGAUGGACGUCUCUUAAAUUUGUAAUCAACUGUAUCCUCUGUUCUUACUAAGCUGAUAGCAUUGCAUCUCUGUUAGUAGUAUGCAAGCCGAGAUCUUAUUUUUUAUUAUAUUCAUAGUUUGAUAAAGCAGUCUUAUAAUCAA
Molecule: messenger RNA, 898 nt
Organism: Cucurbita pepo subsp. pepo (vegetable marrow)
Lineage: Eukaryota; Viridiplantae; Streptophyta; Magnoliopsida; Cucurbitales; Cucurbitaceae
Product: histone-lysine N-methyltransferase
Source: RefSeq, a predicted model, not a curated record